Messenger RNA from Manduca sexta (tobacco hornworm), 1572 nucleotides. Its product is annotated as thialysine N-epsilon-acetyltransferase-like. The transcript has 4 exons. Bases 89 to 604 code for a protein of 171 amino acids. Gene Ontology annotation, molecular function: N-acetyltransferase activity. NCBI's taxonomy places the organism in Eukaryota, Metazoa, Arthropoda, Insecta, Lepidoptera, Sphingidae. The record is from RefSeq and is a predicted model, not a curated record.
ACGGACUUCGCGGGCCUGUGUUUACAUUUAUUUUCAGUAUUUGAGUUUUCCAUAUAUAUUAUAAUUCUCUUUGGUAUUUGAGGUUACUAUGACUGAGAAAUAUAAAGAAAAUGACGUUAUUAUUCGCGAAGCGCGUAAGGAAGAUAUGAAGGCAGUCGCCAAUAUGAUACAGGAGCUUGCCGAUUUUGAGAAGAUGCCUGAUGGGCCAAAGUUGUCUAUUAAAGAUUUGGAGCAUGAUGGUUUUGUACAGCAACCACCAGCCUUUAGAUGCAAAGUGGCAGAAGUACAGAGUGACAGUAAUGCCGUGGUGGGAUAUGCUAUAUACUUCCCGACUUACUCCACUUGGGAGGGGCCAGCUAUGAUGCUUGAAGAUUUAUGCGUACGCGCAGAUCAGCGACGGCGCGGUGUUGGCAGCAAGCUGUUUCAUGCCGUGGCAAAGGAAGCAUGGUCGUCAGGUUGUCGGCGAUUGGACUUCCAUGUCUUGGAGUGGAAUCCCGCGCGUGCGUUCUACGAGAGCGCCGGCGCAGAUAACCUUACGGCUUCUGAACAGUGGUGCUACUACCGACUAGCAGGGGAUCGUCUACAGACGUUCGCGCGACAAUGAACUAUGUAAAUAAUAUACCUAUAGUUCAAAUCAGGUUAGCUUAAAUUUGCCACAAGCAAAAAUUUUGUUAAAUAUUAGGUGAAGAUUUGUUAAAGAUACAGGUUGUAGAAUAUUUCUUUGUUAUUAGAAAUGAUAAAAAUCUGUGAUUUUAACAGGUAACUAUGCUGUAGAUAUAGGUCUACAGCAUAGUUACCAAUUCUGAUAAAACAGUACAAUUACUAUUGUGUAGUUUAUACCACUAUUUGAAGAAAGCCUUUGUUAAGUAACAGCUUUUUUGUGUUCCAUAAGAUGCAUAGUCCUGAUGCCAUAGAAAAUCGUACAAUUAUCUAUACAAUACUCAAACACAACAAAUUUUGGUCAUAUCAGUCUCAGAAAAAUUAGCCUUAGUUUCAUAUGCGUGUUAGCCAGUAAAGUUGUCACAAAAUAAAACACUCACAUGUGCUUUGCUUAUGUAUUUAGAAUCUGUUACACUUUUGUACAUAGCUUUAAUAUAGUUGGCGAUACGUUUUCCUUAUUAAAUGUUAUAUUUACAAAUAGAUUCUAACCGCCUAAUAAACAUUGUGGCUGUAAUAGUUAUUUAUUGUCUUGCUUUGUUGUAUAACAUUUACUGUAAGAGGAAGCGAGACAAAUUGUAUAACUAUGCCAUACAUGUACAGUGUUUAUUAGUAAGGUUUAUAGUAUUUAUCAGAACUUGCCAAUGUAAAUAAACAUUCUACUAAUUAUCCUUUUUUUUCAAGAUUUUAAUUUCUUGAAUAAUUUAUAGGUGGGAAAACACAUUAUUUGUGACUUUAAAAUUAUGUGAACCAAAUGCUAUAAGCAGAUAAGUUUAUUUACAUUCCAAGUUCAAUUGAAAAACGGCGAAGUUCAGUCAUAAAAGAGAGCAUGUUGAUAAGGAAUAUGGUAUCGUGUACAUUACCAAUGAAGAAAUGUGAUUUUGUGCAGGGUUUAAUAUAUUCAAUAGUUCUAGA